This is a messenger RNA of Perkinsus marinus ATCC 50983, 3706 nucleotides long. RefSeq names its product phosphoserine phosphatase, putative. Gene Ontology annotation, biological process: dephosphorylation; L-serine biosynthetic process. Gene Ontology annotation, cellular component: cytoplasm. Lineage: Eukaryota; Perkinsozoa; Perkinsida; Perkinsidae. Bases 1 to 3588 code for a protein of 1195 amino acids. The transcript is spliced from 33 exons. Gene Ontology annotation, molecular function: L-phosphoserine phosphatase activity; magnesium ion binding. The record is from RefSeq and is a predicted model, not a curated record.
AUGCAACACUUCACAAAGGAGCAAGUGGACGCGUUCCGGGAGGCUAAGUUAGAGGAGAAGCGUGAGCAGAUGAGGCAAGAGAGAGCGAAGUUCAAACAAUACAUGGAGAUGGACCAGGAGCGAGAGGCGGAGAAGAAGCUGGAAGAGAAGCCCAGCGAGAUAGGGUUUUGGAGGGACUUCCAGAUGAGUUUCGUCGAGAACGUUCUUUCUGAUAAAAUGAAGGCGGUGAUGAUUCUCUAUGGUCUCGAUACCCGGAAGAGCGUGCAUCAUCCUAAGCAUCCGCAGAUUUCUCCAACAGCUGAUUUGAUACCAUCAUUCCUAAAUAUGUGGUUCCCAUUCGCUUGGGGGGUUGCCAUCGCCUCGAGCAUUGGAUUCGCCAUGCCGGCAGCUGUAGUCUCGGCCAAAGGCCUCACUGCGUUCUUUUUUCUCCGUGGAGGCGCUGCUGCUUCCGCGGUCCUCUGGAAUGAGGUGAAGAAUCCCUCUACUUCGGAGCCGCCCGAAUCAACACCAGUGGUCAUCAGGGAAAAGGAGGGCAUGAAGUUUGGCUUUUCCCAGCUUACUAAAGGAGAACUCGCACUCCUCAGCUUUAUUAAUCUGGCAGCUGGAGCCCAGUACAUAUCUGCAUUGGUCGAUCCGUCCUGGGCAUCUUACGCUUUGAUUGCUGGUUCCGUAGCGGCUGCAGGGCUCUUCCCCAAGCAACUGGCCCGUAUAGUGUUCCAUUCUUGGAGCUUCUACCUGUGCAGGCACAACAACGGCUUUGAGAAGGCUGAAUGGAAAGCGAGGAGACUGCAGGGUGCAGACUGGAUGUCUAAAAAGCACUCAAAGAGCAUUCUGCAAUCUCAACAAGAACGAGAGCAGUCUCCCUGCAUCAGGGAGGAGGUUGUCGACGCCUCAGUCACCCCUUUGACGGCAGAGAUCGGUGUACCCGGUAGCAGCCUCUACUUGUUCAGCAUUCGCGGUCGGGAUCAGCCGGGCAUCUCACAUCUCAUGUGCCAGACUAUUGCAGACUUCGAUCAGAGCACUUUGCUGGAUAUCUCCCAGAUAUGCAUCGAUGAGCUCCUCAUGUUAAGUUUGCUGGUCAAGGUUGACGAUGAGCAUGUGGCUGCCCUCACGAAGGAGCUACUGCUGCCGGCGAACCGCAUGGGCGUUUCUGUCAGUGUGCGACAGCUUCACGAUGACAGUGGAACUGAUUCAGAGGGCGGAGAGAGACCCGCUUCGUUGGAAGGAGACGAUGGUCUUUGUGGGUCCGAGGAUUGCCUUAUCCAGGUCGUCUAUCACCCUCCAAAGGGAACAGUAGUUGAAUGCCUACCACCAGCACUGCUCCUCAGUGUGUGCUCGAUCGCAACCCGCGAGGGCUGGAGUGUUGUGUCAGUAGUUCACUUUAACCCGGAUGCCCCCUUGUGGGUGCACUCCCUGCAGCUGAGAGUUCGCCAGACCGGGGACUUCCACCCAGAGGAGGCUAUCAAGGACGAUAUCUACAAUGCCGCAUCGCAUCCCAUGGGGAGCCGCCAAAGGCUCUACCUCCUCCUGCAGGAAGUGUGUCACAGAGUUGGCGCGGAAGUUGUCGUCAGGCCUUACGAAGCUCCUUCAAAGCCCAAGCCGAAGUCGCUCGUCGUUUUCGGUCUUUCCGAGGUUUUGGUCUCCAAUGACGUACUGAUGACACUACUCAAAGAAGCCGGCAAAGAUUACGAAGGCAUUAGAGCUCAGUGUGAGAAGCAGAAGCUCUCCGUGAACGAGACUAGUCAUCGUCUCGUUGCGGCCCUUGAAGGGGCUCCGCGUGAUGUGGUCUCCCGAACCAUCGCACAGUUACGGCUGACCAAAGGCGCAAGAAAGGUCUGUCAAGCACUCAAGUAUCUCGGUUUCAAGUUGGCGUUGAUCACUUCUAGCGCUUCACAGUCAAUUGCGAGGCACGUUCAGUCAGAACUCGGUCUCGAUUACGCCCUUGCUACGGAGAUCGAGGUGGACCCAUACACCGACAAGAUAACUGGCAAGCAUGGUACGUUGAUGGACAACUUCCGUAAGGUCGAUUAUAUGAGGCUAAUCGCGGACAGAGAGAACAUCAGUCAGGAGAACGUCAUCGUUGUGGGCGACUACGUCCAUGCGGACUACUUGUUUGACCAGUGCGGAUAUCGGACCGGGCCCAACGAUUCUUGGAACACCCCCAGCAUAGAGGAGCAACUUACUCCAGCUAACUCAACUGUUGUUGCGGAGAUGGACACCACUUCUCAAGACGACAGCGAUAGAGAUGUCGCGCUGGUCAGAAGUACAACAUUGACAGACCCGCUAGCUCGCUCGGUGUGGGAUCUGGAGCCUCUCGAAGGCGUGUCACCAGACAGUGCCUUGGAGCGCUGCGAUAUCAGAGUGAUCGGUCCGGAUGCCCCCGGGCUCAUGGAGCUGCUUCUGGGACCUGUUGUGAAGACAGGGACGAGCAUUGGUCAGAUUGUCACCUACAACUUGCACGGCGUAUUUUGCAUGGGAAUGCAGAUCUACGUUACUGAUCCGGAGUCCCGUGACGACUGCCUGAAGGAUAUUCUCUUCAUCACUCAUGGUCGGGGUAUGGAUAUGCAGUAUUCAACUCAGGAAAGUUUGCCCACCCUUCCAUCGUUCGCUGACCUAGAAAAUCCCACUGGACACUCGCCGUCCGAUGUGACUCUCGUCGAGCAGCCUAUUUUGGAGGCGGGGGCGCUUGCAACUAUUCUUCAGAUUCUCGCUGAAAAUAAUAUGAACAUCUCGGUGAUUCGACGUUUGGACGAGUCCGAUGGAGCCAUGAGUGCUCUGCAGUUCGUGCUCAAUCCCAGUGAUACGCAGACGUCAACUGAUGAAAUCCGUUCUUCGCUGCGGGAGAAGCUGCUGGGUGCAAAGUGCGUGCAGAGUGGAUGCGUCGAUUGCGCUGUUCAGGUUGAUGACAUCGCGAGGCUCUGUCGUCGGCUCGUUGUCUUCGAUAUGGAUUCUACUCUAGUUGAAGGCGAGGUUAUUGAUGAGCUGGCGAAACUCGCAGGGGUUGAGAAGGAAGUCUCGGCCAUCACGUCGAAAGCCAUGCAUGGCGAAAUCGAUUUCUUCGAAAGUCUCAAACAAAGGGUGGCUCUGCUGAAGGGCGCUUCUGCGAAGUAUUUGAUCGAUGAGGUUGAAAGUCGAAUGAAGUUUACUCCUGGUGCAAGGCAAUUGACUAAAACCCUCAAAGCUAUGGGAUUCAAGAUGGCCGUUAUAUCUGGCGGUUUCCUACCCUUCGCUCAACAUACCAAGAAGGAGCUUGGUUUGGACUACGCUUAUGCCAAUGAGCUCGAAAUAGACUCUAAUGGAUUACUUUGUGGACGGACGGUCGGUCCGGUGGUCACUCCACAAAGGAAGCGAAAUUUACUAGUCAUGCUUGCUAGAGUGGAAGGUGUUCGUGUGGACCAGGCGAUUGCAGUUGGAGAUGGUGCUAAUGACAUUCCCAUGCUCACCACCGCGGGUUUGGGUGUGGCGUUCUGUGCUAAGCCGAAGGUUCAAGAACAAGCGAAUUUCAGAGUCAACAACAAGGAUCUGUCAACUAUUCUAUAUCUUGUUGGGCUCACGCAAGCUGAUAUUGGCAAGGCUGAAGACGCGUAGAUCAGGAAGGUGUACUGCUAGGCCUUGUAAUUGUCAUUGGAGCUACGUAUUUGAACAACGAUUAUGGAAUAUGAUGAAAUGCCCAAGAUCUCAUGUCAUUCACCUUUGCUAUCUAGUU